Ogataea haglerorum is the source of this 3828-nucleotide messenger RNA. RefSeq lists its product as uncharacterized. Gene Ontology annotation, biological process: glutathione metabolic process. Bases 1 to 3828 code for a protein of 1275 amino acids. The record is from RefSeq and is a predicted model, not a curated record. Gene Ontology annotation, molecular function: 5-oxoprolinase (ATP-hydrolyzing) activity. The transcript is spliced from 2 exons. Lineage: Eukaryota; Fungi; Ascomycota; Pichiomycetes; Pichiales; Pichiaceae. Gene Ontology annotation, cellular component: cytosol.
AUGCAACCACCGCAUCGUGGCGGGACAUUUACUGAUUGCAUUGCUACCUCGACUGAGGGCAAUGAAAUAAUCCUGAAAGUUUUAUCUGUGGAUCCAAAAAAUUACGAAGACGCCCCAGUCGAGGCUAUCCGACGUGUUCUCGAGAUUCAUAGAGGAACCAAGAUUCCUCGGGGGGAGCAACUUGACCUUUACGAUGUCUCGGAAAUUCGACUUGGCACAACUGUGAGCACCAAUGCACUUCUUGAACGGAAGGGAAGCAAAGUAGCAUUAUUUGUUACACGAGGCUUUCGCGAUGUAUUGCAUAUUGGGGAUCAGAGCCGCCCUUAUAUGUUCGAUUUCAAAAUCAAUAAACAUGAUACGUUGGCUUCCGAUGUUUGGGAAGUGGACGAAAGGGUGACCGUUGAAACCUCUUCCGAGUAUAAAGCGGCAAACCUGGAUUUUUAUUUAAGAUUUGUCGAAGCUAGGAGUAUCACAAACCAGCCCCUUCGAAUCAUUGAGCCGCUUAAUGUUGAAUCAACAACUCUAAAGCUUCAGGAAGCAAAAGCUAAAGGCUAUGAUUCCGUUGCAUUUUCUUUUUUACAUUCUUAUUUGUAUCCCAAGCACGAAGAGGAAGCUGCAAAUAUUGCAGAAAGCCUUGGUUUCAAAAACAUCGUGCUAUCUUCAGAGGUCUCGGCUUUAUCUGGAUUUGUUGGCCGAACACAGUCAUCUGUUGCAGACGCGUACGUCACUCCCGUAAUGAAAGAUUACGUCAGGACUUUUGCGUGUGGGUUUGUUCCUGGUACUUUUGAUCGAGUCAAAUGUCAAAUUAUGCAAUCCGACGGAGGUUUGAUCAGCUUUGAAAAGAUCAAUGGCUUGCGUUCACUACUCUCUGGUCCUGCUGGAGGCGUUAUCGGCUAUAGCAAAAGCACCUACAAUUGUGAAAAGCCAUUAAUAGGUUUUGAUAUGGGCGGAACUUCGACGGACGUUUCAAGAUAUGAUGGGAAGCUAGAGCAUGUUUUCGAGACUGUAACGGCAGGUGUUUCAAUAAGGACACCUCAACUGGACAUCAACACUGUGGCAGCGGGCGGAGGCUCUAUACUAGAAUGGAAAAACGGGUUGUUCACUGUAGGGCCAAGAUCGGCUUCGUCCCACCCUGGACCGGCUUGCUACAGAAAAAAUGGACCACUGACGGUGACAGAUGCUAAUCUUAUAACAGGAAGACUUAUUGAAGAAUUCUUUCCCAAAGCUUUUGGACCCAAUGAGGACGAGCCUCUAGACUAUAAUAGUCCACUGAAAAAGUUUGAAGAGCUAACCCGAGAGAUUAAUGAAAGUACAGGUACGAAUUUUACCGUUUUUGAUGUCGCGGAAGGUUUUUUAAAGGUUGCAAAUGUGUCAAUGUCAAGACCUAUCAAAGCAUUGACCGAGUCAAAAGGUCAUAAGGCUUCAGAUCACGUUUUAUGUUCAUUUGGCGGGGCAGGAGGUCAACAUGCUUGCCAUAUUGCUCAAAGUCUGGGUAUUACCAAAGUUUGCAUACACAAACAUUCAUCCUUGCUAUCAGCAUAUGGAAUAUCAGUGGCAGAUAGCGUGAUUGAAAAGCAUUUGCCGUGCUCAAAUAUUUUCACAGCAGAGAGUAGCUCUACCAUAUUUGACAAUCUUUUGCAACUUCAGAAGGAAACGGAAAAUGAGCUUGGUGAGUCUGAUAAGGCAAUUGAGUCAAAACUGUUUUUAAAUCUGAAAUACAAAGGCAGCAAUACUACAUUGAUGGUUGAGUGGAAAGGAGCAAAUGAUAUCAUUUCUGAGUUUGAGAAACAGCACUUGAGAGAGUUUGGUCUCAAAUCAGAUCGUGAAGUUGUUGUUGAGAGUCUCCGGGUAAGAUCUAUAGCGAGCGGAAUUGGUGGCAAAGUUACAUCUCCUUUGGACGAGGAAAAGACUACACACUUCAAAGAGCCACAAACAAACGCUAUAAAGAUUCAAAAAAGUUUCUUUGACUCAAAGUUUGUUGAUUGUCCUGUCUAUGUCUUAGAGGACUUGCAAAAAGGUGACCUGAUUCCUGGCCCCGCUUUCAUCGUCAACGACAUACAAACUUUGGUCAUUAUCCCAAAUGCAACAGCAAAAAUCCUGACAACUUCUGUUCUUAUAGAUGUGCCAAGGCUUGAUAAUCAGUCUACUAAAUUGAAAGUGGAUCCCAUCGAGCUGUCCGUUUUUAAUCAUCGGUUCAUGAGUAUUGCAGAGCAAAUGGGAAGAUCGUUGCAGCGCUCUAGUAUCAGCACAAAUAUUAAAGAGCGUUUGGAUUUUACAUGCUCUGUGUUUUCCGCUGAUGGUGGGCUAGUUGCAAAUGCCCCACAUGUUCCUGCAAUGAUAGGCUCAAUGGCGUAUGCUGUCAAAUGGCAGAUUGAUUAUUGGGGCAAAAAUAUUCUUCCCGGAGAUGUUAUCAUCUCCAACUCUCCAAUAGCUGGUGGCACACACUUGCCAGACAUUACCUUGAUCACACCGGUCUUUGAUGAUGACGGAAGCCGUAUUAUAUUUUGGACAGCCUCAAGAGGCCACCACGCCGACAUUGGCGGAAUUCUCCCGGGAUCAAUGCCACCUAACUCGACCCAACUUUGGCAAGAGGGCGCCAUUUUCAAGGCAGUCAAGGCGGUAAAAGAGGGUGUAUUUGACGAGCAAACAAUACGAGAAAUUUUGUACGACCAUCCGUGCAGAAUGCCAGGCAAUCAUGGGACUAGAACACUGAGCGACAAUAUUUGUGACAUUAAGGCCCAGAUUGCCGCAAAUGCAAAAGGUAUUUCACUAAUCAAAGCUCUCAUGAAUGAUUAUGGAAUGCACGUUGUUCAUCUUUACAUGAACGAGAUUCAAUCGGCCUCGGAGCUGGCCGUCAGAAACCUGCUGAAGGAUAUCAGUAAAAGGUAUGCUACGUCCCAUUUAGAAGCAGAGGACAACAUGGACGAUGGCACCGUGAUCCACCUUGAAAUUGACAUCGACACUGAAAGUGGGUCUGCUGUGUUUGAUUUUAGCGGAACCGGUUCACAAGUGAAUGGUAAUUGGAACGCCCCGAUAGCUGUCACGCAGUCUUCCAUUAUAUUUGCUUUGCGUUGUAUGGUCGAAGGCGAUAUACCUCUCAACCAAGGAUGUCUUGCUCCCAUUAGUAUAAAUGUUCCUCAGGGAACUCUUUUACGUCCUGACGAAGAGGUUGCAGUCUGCGCCGGCAACGGACUGACAUCGCAGCGUAUUGUUGACGUAAUCUUUCGAGCAUUCGAGUAUGCAGCGGCCUGUGGUGGUGACAUGUCGAACUUCACUAUUGGAGUUGACGGACCUGACGGAUUCGGCUACUAUGAGACCGUGUGCAAUGGAAGUGGUGCUGGACCUGGUUGGCACGGGGUGGAUGCAGUGCAAACAAAUAUGACGAACACCAAGAUCACAGAUGCAGAAAGUUAUGAGCAGAGAUACCCAGUUGUCUUGAGAAGAUUCGGUAUCCGUAAAGAUAGUGGAGGUGCUGGCAAAUUCAAAGGGGGAAACGGAGCAGUGCGUGAAAUCGAAGCAACUUCUCCGCUUGUCGCUUCUAUUCUUUCUGAAAGGAGAGUAUUUGCGCCCUACGGGCUUGCUGGAGGUUCCCCAGGAAAACGAGGAAAGACGAUGGUUAAAAGAGUUAACGGUAGUGUUAUUAAUCUCGGAGGAAAAAGUUGCAUUUACGUGGCUCCUGGCGAUAGAAUUAUUAUCAAGACCCCUGGAGGAGGGGGAUACGGCAGUGGCAACAGCGCCGAGACAGUCUCUAUGAAUGAUGAGUAUCUGUUCCAGCCUAGAGCGAACGGAUCAGUUGAAAUAAUGAGAGAAUUAGCUGAAACGAACUGA